AUGACGACCCGCGAAGAAGAAGACCCCUCCUACAUCGACUAUGAAGCCUUCCUCGAUCCCGAGUUCAGCCCCUCCUCCUUCGCAAACACCCUCGUCCUCGCAACGAACAACCCCAACGAUGCGCCCCUCGAUCUCUCGACCCCUCUGUCCCGCGUGCUUUUCGAUACUCAGGAGAUUGACUCCCACAUCGAUGUCCUGACGACAAAGUCUGCAGCCCCUCUCCUGCAGUAUACGAAAGAACAGACGACCUCCAGCAAGCGCAUUAUUUCAGAGCUCGACGCCCAGAUCAAGAACCUCAACGACAGCUAUAAGCAGCUCGAGAAGGAGGUCAUUGAUAAGCAUGCCGAGGCUGAGGAGGUACGGCAGGUUGCUACACGCCUAUGGGAGACGCUGAAGCUUGGCCGCUCCGUAGGACGAUGUCUGCAGCUUGGGAGGCAGCUUGAGGUCCAGCACUCUGAGAUCGCGGGGUCUAGCGUCAGUGCUGCCGCUGCCGCUGCUGGGAAGAAAGAGGACCACCGGGCGCUGGUACGGUGUUCGCAUACAAUUCUCUCGUUGCGAGAGGUGCUUGACAACACGGCGCCCGGAGAGGAAGGUUACGGUCUGGGAAAGGUUGAUGCGAUUCGAACUCUCCGAGAGUCUGUAAUCACACCGGUUGAGAGAUCUGUCAAGGAGACGGCAGAGAAGAUUAUCCGCGACUUUGCGAUACCCAACUCGGCUACCUUUGCGCAGGGCGAGGAAGUCAAGGCGAGAACAGUAUCUGCCAUGGUCACGCUCUUCCUGCUCUCCCCGUCACCAACGCAAAAGACGGAACGAUGGACGCCGCAGCUACUCCUGCAGAGCCUGGAGACAUACUUCCGCUCGGCGCUACAGUCAUCCAUCGCCUCACUUUCCCGGUCGCUAGGCCAACUUCCCUCCCUCGAGCGCACCCUCGCCGAGAUUUCGGCGCGUUGCCAAAACAUCGUUGCCCUCGAGCUCGUACUGGAGUCGACAAAGUUGCCUGCGCACCCGCUUGUGUCGGCUCCGCAGAAGCAGACGAAUAUGCUGCAGCCUCUACUGGCGUACCUCGAGACGGGCAGUUUGCCGAGCUACUUCUGGCGGACGAUGGCUGGAAACCUGGGCACGAGGGUACAGGAGAUUGUGAAUCGUGGUGGGGUGUCUGCGCGUACGCUGAGGUCCAAUAGGGCGAGCGUCGGGGAUGCUGUGAGGGAGUGUGUCGUUAGAGGGUGCCAAAUGCCGAGUGCUCUUAAGGGAAAAGGAAGAGGGGAAGGUAAUUGGGAUCGGGAGGUCGCUGUUAUGGUUGGCAGUGUUGUCAACAACCUCGGACGGUAG
This is a messenger RNA of Colletotrichum tamarilloi, 1329 nucleotides long. RefSeq lists its product as uncharacterized. Gene Ontology annotation, cellular component: COG complex. NCBI's taxonomy places the organism in Eukaryota, Fungi, Ascomycota, Sordariomycetes, Glomerellales, Glomerellaceae. The transcript has a single exon. Bases 1 to 1329 code for a protein of 442 amino acids. The record is from RefSeq and is a predicted model, not a curated record. Gene Ontology annotation, biological process: intra-Golgi vesicle-mediated transport.